Molecule: messenger RNA, 2496 nt
Organism: Hyaloperonospora brassicae
Lineage: Eukaryota; Oomycota; Peronosporomycetes; Peronosporales; Peronosporaceae
Source: the annotation of a GenBank genome assembly
AUGUCAGUCAUCGGAGUGGACUUUGGCAACGUCGACUGCGUGAUCGGCCAAGCGAAACGCGGCGGCAUUGACAUCAUCCUGAACGAGAACUCGAACCGCAAGAACCCCAACCUCGUGUGCGUGCAGGGCAAGCAGCGCUUCAUUGGCGAAGCAGCGGUCAGCAUGGCGCGCAUGCACUACAAGAACACGGCCACGGACGUCAAGCGCCUGCUGGGCCGCAAGUUCAAGCACCCCGAAGUGCAGCAGGAGCUCGCGCAGCUCGCGUUCCCCUGCGUUGAGCUCGCAAGCGGCGACGUGGGCAUUGUGCUCGCGUACAACGACGAGCCCGUGACGUUCUCGUGCGAGCAGGUGGUCGCCAUGAUCCUCAACAAGAUGCAGCACAUUGCCGCAGCCGCCAACGAGGGCGUCACGCCCGCCUACUGCGUGCUCUCGUGCCCCGGCUACUACACGGACGGCCAGCGCCGCGCGCUGCUCCAGGCCGCGCAAAUCGCGGGCCUCAACUGCCUCCGCCUCAUGAACGAGCACACGGCCGUAGCGCUCGCCUACGGCAUCUACAAGUCGGCGCGCAACCUCUUCCACGAGACGGACCCGCAGCACGUCAUGUUUAUCGACGUGGGCCACGCGAGCUACACGGUCGCCAUCGUGGCGUUCGUCCAGGGCCGCCUCUCGGUCAAGUCGGUCGCCUACGACCGCUCGCUCGGGGGACGCGACUUUGACUUGGCCAUUGCCACAGACGCCGCAGCGAAGUUUGCCGACAAGUACAAAGUCGCGAACCCGCUUGAGAACCCCAAGGCGCGCAUGAAGCUGCUGUCGGCCUGCGAGAAGGCCAAGAAAAACCUCAGCCCCUACGGCGUGUCGGCCACGCAGCUCAACAUUGAGUGCCUCGCCGACGACCGCGACUACAACGCCCAAGUGACGCUCGAGGAGUUUGAAGCGCUCAUUGCGCCGCUGCUCGAGCGGCUGAACGGACCGGUCGAACAGGCGCUGGCCGACGCCGGCAUGCAAAAGUCGGAGCUCACGCACGUGGAGAUUGUGGGCGGCGGCACGCGCGUGACGAGCGUCAAGCGCCACCUGGCCGAGGUCUUGGGCCUGGACAAGGAGCAGCAGAACUACGGGCUGAGCACGACGCUGAAUGCCGACGAGUCGGUCGCGCGCGGCUGUGCGCUGAACUGCGCGAUCCUGUCGCCCAUGUUCAAGGUGAAGCCGUUCAGCGUGACGGACCGCGUGCACCUGCCCGUGCGUGUGUCGUGGGACGGUAGCGCCUCGGCGGCUGCGGACAUCGCGGACGACGACGAGGAUGCCAACAUGGAGGCUCCUGCUGCGGACGACAGCGCGCUGGUGAUCUUUGAUCGCAAGGACGAGUACCCGAAGACCAAGCGCAUCACGUUCCGCCGCGACAAGGCGUUCACGAUCGAUGCUGCGUACGACGAGUCUGCUAAGGCGUACCUGCUAGCUGAGUAUGAGAUGGACAUCGGCAAGUACACGAUUCAGGGUAUGCCGACACAGGAAGCGGGAGCCGAGGUCCCGAAGAUCCGUGUGAACGUGCAGCAGGACAUGAACGGUAUGUUUUCGGUGGCGUCUUCGCAGCUCAUGCAAGAAAUUAAGGAGGAGGAGAAACCUGCGGAGGCGGACAGUGACGAAAAGAUGGAUGAGAAGAAAGACGAUGGAAACAAGAAGGAGAAGGACGACAAGAAGGACGACAAGAAGGAGGACAAGAAAGAGGACAAGAAGGAGGACAAGGCGGCUGGGCCAAAAAAGAAACGCUUCCGCAAGAUUGAGCUCACGGUGCAGUCGCAGGUUGGCGGUCUUUCGACUUCGGAUGUAUCCUCUGCCACUGAGCAGGAGCUGCGGAUGGCGCAGCAGGACCGUGUGAUUGAAGAUACGUUCAACAAGCGCAACGAGCUCGAAAGUUUCGUGUACGAGAUGCGUAACCAGAUCACGGACAAGCUGUCUGCGUUCAUCACUACCGCCGAGAAGAACGAUCUCGAGACAAAGCUGAUGACUACCGAAGAAUGGCUGUACACGGACGAAGGCUUUGACAGCACCAAGUCGGUGUACCAGCAGAAGCUGGACGACAUGCGCAAGCUGUCUUCGCCCGUGGAGUUCCGUCAGACGGAGAGCACCGAGCGUGGCGUUGCUCAGGCUGAGCUGACGUCUGUGCUGGAGGAGUACAAGCGCAUGGUGAACUCGGGUGACGACGCGUACUCGCACUGGUCUGAGGACGAGAAGACAAAGCUCCGCCAGACGUGCGUGGACGCUGAAACGUGGCUGUUUGACGGCCUCGCGAAGCAGGCGGACCUGAACCCGACCGAUGCUCCCGUGCUCACGUCGGCUUCGAUUCGCAGCAAGAUCGUAGCCGUGCGCGCAGUGGCUCUUCCAAUCACGACCAAGCCCAAGCCGCUGCCCAAGGUGGAGACGCCGGCUGCUCCCGACGCUAGCGAACAGGCUGCGCCAGCAGAAGAGAAGGAGGCGGCGGAAAAGAUGGACCUCGACUAG